UUUGUAGAUAUUGCUGUACGCUUUAAUUUAAUAUUUGUUGACGCCCCACGCAAAUUUUCGAACAAUGCUAAAUUAGUUGGCGGCAAACUUUUUGAAAAAUUUAUUAAACUAUUAGGAGAGCAUGAAAUUUUGGACGACAUUGAAUAUUAUACAGAAGAAGAACAAAACGUGGUUGUAUGCGAAAAUAUGCCGAGUACAAGUAAGAAUACACCCGAUGAAUUGGAAGAUUAUGAACCUCCAGAAAAAAUUUCUACGCAUAAAGUAGUGCCAUACGAUACAAAAUUAAAGGUCGUACUGACAGCACAAGAACAUCCACAGUGGUCUUUCAAAACAUUAAAGCAUCAUUUUAGAAAAUAUUUAAACCAUCCUUCUGAUGUUACGAAAUAUAAAAAAGCUGUUUUGUCAGGCGGUACUUUUAGAGACAAAUUAAAUACAAUAAAAACUAAUGUGUACGAUCGCUUCACAGAAGCAAGAAAUAAGAAUCAAUUAGUUACGCGACGUUUGCUUCAACAGUGGGCUAUUGCUGCAGCCGCACAAUAUAACAAGCCAAAAGAAGAACAAGACAGCGAAGAACAUACAAAUGUUUUUCAUUUCGUAGCAUCCAGCACGUGGUUGACCAACUUUUUACACGAUUAUAGGAUAUCGAAUCGUCGCGUUGUUCGAUAUGUUUCCAAAAAAGAAGCAAUUACACCAGAAGUUGUCAUAAAAUCAGCGGAACAAUUUCAAACAUUAAUUCAAGCAAUUUCGCCAGAUUACGAUCCCGAUUUUGUAAUUAAUACAGACCAAACAGGAUGUGAGUAUAGAGUUAAUGUUUCGCGAACUUACACGCACACUGGAGAAAAAUUAGUUCAAUUGUACAUAGGCGAUUUAAAUAAAGUUUCGCAUUUAUACACCGCCCAGUAUUCACUGACGAAAUCCGGGAAGUUAUUAAAUAAAGUAUUUGUUUGUUUGCAAGAAUUUUCUGAUAAUUUUGGAGUACGCGUACAAAAAGAUGUAGAUAAAUUAUUAGAAUUAUGUAAAAAUGUCGUUAUUACAUGUUCUAAAUCGGGCAAAUUAACAACAUCAUUAUACGCACAGUAUUUGGAAAAUGUUGUUAAGCCGUAUGUCGGGGAUAAUUUGUUUUUAUUUAUUGUUGAUUCCUGGGGAGGACAAAAAAACAUCCAAAUGUAUAACGAAAUAUUUCGCGACAAAAAUAAUAAACCAACAUGUAAUUUACAAAUUAUACCGCCAAAAUGUACUCCGAUAUGUCAGCCGUGCGACGUUUAUUUUUAUCGACAAGUGAAAGUUAUAAUUAAGAAAAUACAAAACUGUCCAGAUGUAAUUUCACAAUCAGGUGACGAAAGCAAACAAUUAAAUACUCGUGCUGAUGCGAUUCGUAUACAAUUUUUGACUCAUUAUCUGUUAUCAGCGCCGAAAUUUAAAUGUAUGCUUCAAUAUGCAUGGGGCUGGAGGAGCACCUUCGUCGGGCCGCGGGGGAGAUCAGUGAUCGACGUCACGUUGGCGUCUCCCCAGGCAGCCCGACUAAUUCAGGAUUGGCGGGUGGUGACCAGGGAAGAAAACCUUUCGGAGCAUCGAUACAUCGUGAUCCGACUGGUCGCCACCCCCGAGGAGGUGCUCCUGAGGCGCGGCCAGGAAGGCGCCCGACUACCAAGAUGGGGUCUCCGUAAACUCGACCGCGACAAGUUGGCGGCCGCCUUAACGGCGGUCACAUGGGCGGACUCGGGCCCCACACCGGGGACCCGGACCGCCAUUGAGGCUAAGGCGGCCGGGAUCGUGGGCGUGAUGACGGCGGCGUGUGAUGCCGCCAUGCCCCGAUCCCGGCCACAUCCCCGCCGAUCCGUGUACUGA
Molecule: messenger RNA, 1848 nt
Organism: Odontomachus brunneus
Lineage: Eukaryota; Metazoa; Arthropoda; Insecta; Hymenoptera; Formicidae
Exons: 2
Molecular function (GO): nucleic acid binding
Source: RefSeq, a predicted model, not a curated record